Staurois parvus is the source of this 307-nucleotide messenger RNA. NCBI's taxonomy places the organism in Eukaryota, Metazoa, Chordata, Amphibia, Anura, Ranidae. The record is from the annotation of a GenBank genome assembly.
CCCCCCGCCCCACCCCCCCCCCCCUCCCAGCCCCCUUGUGAAUUGACAAGAUGGCUGCUGCCCCUACCAUGUCCAAGUGAGACGGUGGGAGGAGUAGUGGUAUCCUCAUCAUUGGUAUCAUGCUGGGUGAGGAAUAGGAUUGCGCCCCAUCAUUGGUGUCAGUGGAUGAAAAUUAGUGCCCCAGAUCAUUGGUGUCAUGUGGAGGAGUAGUGCCUCAUCAUUGGUUAUGCAGUGGUUGAGUGAAUAGUGCCCCCAUCAUUGGUGGUCAGAGCGAGGAUCGUGCCCCAUCAUUUGGUGUCAGUGGGAG